AUGUGGGGCGAUAAGGAGAAGCACGAUCCGUUGCUGCUCGGCGGAUUCAGUAUGGGUAACAACGGUCUUCAUCAUCAUUCGCAUCUGUAUCGAGAAUUUCACCGAGGAAUGAACGGGAAAUCACGGCCGGUCGUCUUAUGGAAAGGCGAGACAGCAAGAAAAAAACGAUUCGAACCAUUCUGCUCACCGAUCGUACCACAUAUACCGAUACGACAACGACUAGCGAAUCGUCGAUGUACAAUUGAUGUCGGUGAUGAACCACCGUUAGUUGGUGGUUCAUAUGUUGGAUCAGUUUAUGGACAACGACGACGACGAAUGAGUCUUCUACAGACGUUACGUCAACAGAAUCGUCAACUAAACGACAGCGGACUGGAGAUUCAUCGACAACGAACCGAUAGUGAAAACACGAGUCCUCCACCGCCGAACAAAACACCACCACCACAUGCAUCACCGUCAAAGAAGACGUUCGCAUCGAAUCUCAAAUCCAAGCUAUUCGGAAAACGUGAAAAGCAUCGUGUUGACGGCUUAUUCAAUCCAAGUGAAGAACAUUCUCAGUCAUGCGACAUCAUCGGUCGCGCACGGAAAUCGCCAUCUACCACUAACGAUAGUGGACGCGGUAGCCAACCACAUUUGGAUAACGAUCGAGUGAUCGGCGAAACGGUGGCGAUCAUUGAAAGACCGAACGAUGAGAAUGAUGAACCUGUUAAACCGUACAGAAGGAUUCGUACUAGUUCCUGCCCUGAUCUCUCUUCAUUGCGUAUCUCCACGUCACCUCGUGCGCCAAUUGUCGAUUCCGAAUCCGAAGAUGAGGCGGUGACUGGGGAACGAAACUCGAGCCCCAUUACUGCAGCCGAUACGUUGGUCGAACGUCGCCUUAUGCGUCGAGCUAUGGAAGCGGAACGUCGUCAACGUCAUCAUCGUCCACAACGUGCACAACUUGCAAUGGACGAAGAGACGGUGGAUGAAGAAGAUGAGGAUGUGCAUGAAUUGAGAGAAUUAUUUAAACAACGAGAAGAUGACGUCAUCAGUCGGGUGUCCGCUAUGUCUAGGAGAUCGAAUCAAACAGAAGACCUGGCUGAUUUCGAUGACAAUAUCUCCACAAUUGUUCUGGAUCAUUAUCUACCGUUAUCAAGGAGCAGUCAGAUCAACUUCGACGAGGACACGUUGUCGUCGGAAUUCUCCUUGAAUUUGGCCGUAAGGGAAGAAGGAGAACAAGGAGAAAGUUCUGGAACCGCGUCGUCCACGGUACAGACAGAUCUUUCGUUGGUGAACAUCGACGAGGAGUUGGCCACAUAUCUUGCUAAAUUGAACGACGGUCGACCUAUUAGUCCGGAGGGCAUGAACUUCAUCGCUAAACACUUCUUCGAGUAUCAGUCUUUCGUGAACAUGCCUCAUAAAGCCAUUCAACUCCAUAAAACGCCACCAUCUCAAGCUGGGACCGAUCCUUCUGUUGGAUGGGCACCGAAGAAUAUGAAUAGGGCCGGGAAGAAUCAGCCGGCACCAGCAGCUCGAGCGAAUCGGUUGCAUCGAGAUCCACGACCUAAUGGCACUAAACACGGUCGAGCUGCUAAACACGAACAUCGAGAUUGGGGUGAUCGUCAUGGAGAACUUAAAGAAGAGAAAGUUGCUCCACAUAAAGACGCUUGGACGAAAUUCUUAUCUAAUGAGGAUCCUGGGCAAAGAACGGUGUUUGACAGCGAGUUGGAGGAUCGAGUUCUAGAGACUGAAGAGGAAACGUUACCCGAACGAAUUUCACGAAUAAGUGCCGAUGACUUGGAAUUUCAAAUGGCAUACAACGCGAGCAAGAGCUCUUCGGAUGCCGAUUGUGAGCUGUUGACGAUCCUCACUUACGCGCCUCAAGUACAAUUUGUAACGGCGACGGUAAAAAGAGCAAAGGCGCUGCCGUAUAAUAAUUCUCCUUUCGCCCGAAUAAUGCUUUUCGACGGUCGACGACUUCUGGAACAAAAACAGACAACUGUCAAUCCAUCCGUUGGUCAUAAGUCUUCCCUUGACACUUCUUCCAAACCAUCCUCAUCAUCCGUUUCCUCCUCGCUUAGUUCCUCAUCCGGUGAUGCAUCCUUCUCCGAGUCAUUCCUAUUCCAUGUGACCCCGUCGAAAUUGGAUCGAUGCCAUAUUGUGAUCGAGAUGUUCGACCAUGAUACAUCCGGUCAACCGUUGUCCGUUGGUCAUUGUGUGAUUGGUCGAAUGGGCGAUAUCACCGGUCACGCGCAUUGGAUACAAAUGCUCAAGAAGAAUGGCCUCCCCGUAUGUAUGUGGCACCGAAUUGGUGUCAAUUAG
Necator americanus (New World hookworm) is the source of this 2298-nucleotide messenger RNA. RefSeq lists its product as uncharacterized. Gene Ontology annotation, molecular function: phosphatidylserine binding; clathrin binding; calcium-dependent phospholipid binding. Gene Ontology annotation, cellular component: exocytic vesicle; plasma membrane. NCBI's taxonomy places the organism in Eukaryota, Metazoa, Nematoda, Chromadorea, Rhabditida, Ancylostomatidae. The record is from RefSeq and is a predicted model, not a curated record. Gene Ontology annotation, biological process: regulation of dopamine secretion; regulation of calcium ion-dependent exocytosis; calcium-ion regulated exocytosis. The coding region runs from base 1 to 2298 and encodes 765 amino acids. The transcript is spliced from 21 exons.